Molecule: messenger RNA, 450 nt
Organism: Pseudocercospora fijiensis CIRAD86
Lineage: Eukaryota; Fungi; Ascomycota; Dothideomycetes; Mycosphaerellales; Mycosphaerellaceae
Product: carbohydrate esterase family 8 protein
Exons: 4
Coding region: 1-450 (149 amino acids)
Source: RefSeq, a predicted model, not a curated record
AUGCUGGAAACAAAACGCAAAUCCUUCGGUCGACCGCUGGAAUCCGAAAAACAACGUCGUGCGGGUUCGGACAGUUUUGACGAACCUGUGCCUGCCAUGCCUGAUCCUCAUGGCGUCGGCAUCUUGCCGGAUAGUCGAAAUACGAGUAUUAAUGAGAUUACUCCGCCUAUGACGAGACCUCCGAGUUUUGUUCCUAGGAAAGAGAGUACGGCUCUUGGACCGAUUCCUGAGGCGGGGAAUACCGGGGUGAAAGUUUAUGUUGGGAAGUUGGGGAAUGUGUAUAUGUUUGGGAGUAUUGUGGCAGGACAGACGGAUUUUUUGUAUGGCUUCGGCACGCUCUGGAUAGAGAAAUCGCGGCUCUUGUUGCGAAGUUGUGGAGGCGGAAUCACCGCUUGGAAAGGCACGAAUACCACGAAUACCACCUUUGAGAAUACUCUUAAUUGCGUUUAG